CUUGUUCUGGUCGCCAAAUAAAAAUCAAAGUUCUCCUCCACGAAUCACAAGGACAUAGACUGUAAUUUCGCGAUGGGGUCAAGGGACCAAAAGGUAAAAUGGAGCUGGAGCUCAGCCUUAAUCGGAGCAGCAUCAGCAACAGCAGCAGCUUCUCUCCUAAGUGCCAAGCCAAAAGAUCCAACAUUCCACCUUAUCUCCAUAGACCUUACCUCACUGAAACUAAACCUCCCUGUCCUCGAUGCAGAGCUAAUGCUUACCGUACACGUCACUAACCCUAACAUCGCACCCAUCCAUUACUCAUCCACCACCAUGACAAUCCUCUACGACGGUACGGUUCUUGGCUCGGCUGAGGUCAAAGCUGGUUCUCAACCGGCGAGAUCUUGUCAGCUUCUUCGGCUACCGGCGCGUCUAGAUGGUAUGGAGCUUGCGCAACACGCGCGGCAGUUCUUUUCUGACGUGGCGAAGAGAGAGAUGAAACUUGAGGCUAAGCUUACUAUUGAAGGAGCGGCUAAGGUUAUGUGGUGGGAUCAUAGUUUUAGGGUUCACGUGGAUAGUUUUGUUACCGUUGAUCCUGUUUUUCUUGAUGUUAUUGGUCAAGAGAAUAAGUCUCAGAUGGAUUUGUUUCUUAUUUAAAAAGAUAAUUAUAAUCCCUGUU
This is a messenger RNA of Arabidopsis arenosa, 655 nucleotides long. The record is from the annotation of a GenBank genome assembly. NCBI's taxonomy places the organism in Eukaryota, Viridiplantae, Streptophyta, Magnoliopsida, Brassicales, Brassicaceae.